ACGGAUUUGUUUUGUUUACUUUUCUUUUCUCUGUACACACUCUUUCUCGCUCUAAUCAAUCAAUUCUUCAAUUAUAUCAACUCUGAGAAAAACAAAUCAACAGAGGUAUUAGAAGAUUUAGCGAAGAUUCAACACUCAAAAACAAGUCUCGGAUUUCAAGAAUCAAAUUCAUUUUCGCGAAUCUGCAUCAAUUCUUCAACUCAAGAGUUCAAAGCAUAGAAUUCGCCCAUUUGUGUCUCUUCUAGCUUUGAUUUUAGACCGUAUCGUUAGCCAAAGAGAAGCAACAAAGUUGUUUGCGGGAAUGAGCUUGUUUCCGAACGGUUAUUAAUGUGGAAGUUAGAGCAAAUGGGGAUUUUUGAUGGAUUACCAGUUCCUCCUGAUAAAGAGUAUUUGAGGGACGAGCUUUCAAGGAUUGAUGAGAGUUGGGCUGCAGCUACUUCACGCUUUGACUCAUUGCCUCAUGUUGUACAUAUUUUGACAUCUAAAGAUCGUGAAGGUGAAGUCCGAAUUUUGAAGGAACAAAGCGAUGUUGUUGAGGAGGUUGUGGAUGAAGUUGUGCAUGCUUAUCAUGGUGGCUUCAACAAAGCAAUUCAAAAUUAUUCUCAGAUCUUGCGUCUAUUUAGUGAAUCUGCAGAAAGUAUUUCUACACUAAAGGUUGAUUUGGCUGAAGCAAAGAAGCGCCUUGGUGCCCGAAGCAAGCAGUUGCAUCAGUUAUGGUAUCGGUCUGUUACGUUGCGGCAUAUAAUCUCAGUUUUAGAUCAAAUUGAGAGCAUAGCUAAGGUUCCUUCUCGUAUUGAGAAACUCAUCGCUGAAAAGCAGUUCUAUGCAGCAGUUCAAGUACAUGUCCAGUCAGCACUGAUGCUUGAGCGAGAGGGUCUUCAAACAGUCGGCGCUCUUCAAGAUGUUCGAUCUGAGCUGACAAAGUUGCGAGGAGUUCUCUUCUAUAAAAUUUUGGAGGAUUUGCAUGCACAUCUUUACAACAAAGGAGAAUAUAGCUCAGUUGCCUCAAGCUUGAAUGAGAGAGAUGAUGAAUUGCCAACCACCACAGCUGUUGCAUUUACAAUGAGUAACUCACAAUCACUGUCUCGCAGAACUAGAUUAAUGAAAGGUGACAAUCAUGGAUUGAUGGACGGAUCAUACAAAGCAGGUUCUGUUGAUGGAGUUUCAUCAUUUGAUGGCCAUGAUGAGGAGGGUACUUUAGAAGCACAUGAUGAUGCAAACUUGGAUGGACAUGGAACAAUGAGGGUAAAUGGCAGUGAUGGCAAAGUACCCCGUUGGCUUUCAAAUUCAACUCCUGAUGAAUUUAUUGAAACAAUUAAAAAGAGUGAUGCUCCACUUCAUGUGAAGUAUUUGCAGACAAUGGUUGAGUGCCUCUGCAUGCUAGGCAAAGUUGCAGCUGCCGGUGCAAUGAUAUGCCAGAGAUUGCGACCCACAAUUCAUGACAUUAUCACUUCAAAGAUAAAAGCUCAUGCCGAGCUGGUCAACUCUUCAAGGUCUGGUAUUUGUCAGCCUGCCCAAACUGCUACCUCAGGUCUUCAUUAUGUGAAAGGACAGUUAGAAAGCUAUCAGUUGCCGAAAAAGAAGCGUCAGAAUGGGAUACCCUUGUCAGCAACUUUAUUGUCAGUAAGCCCUGUAUCACCAGUGAUGGCUCCUGCAGGAAAAGCACAGGCUGCUACAAAGGAGCUUCUUGAUUCAAUUUUGGACACUGUAGUUCGAAUAUUUGAAAAUCAUGUUGUGGUUGGAGAGUUGCUGGAGUUGAAAUCUGCUCAGAAUGUUGAGAUGAACACACCAAAGUCAAUGGCAACAGAUGUAAAUUGGAACCCUGACUCUGAAUCAUCUCAAGUUACUGGAGGCUACAGCAUUGGCUCUUCCUUGACGGUUUUGCAGAGUGAAUGCCAACAACUUAUAUGUGAAAUUCUGCGAGCAACUCCUGAAGCUGCAUCUGCAGAUGCUGCUGUUCAAACUGCUAGACUUGCAAGCAAGGUUCCUUCCAAGGAAAAGAAGGAUGGUUCAGAAGAUGGUCUUAGCUUUGCUUUUCGGUUCACAGAUGCUAGUGUAUCGGUUCAUAACCAGGAUGUUGAUCUCAUUCGCCAAGGCUGGAGUAGGAAGGGUCCAAAUGUCUUACAAGAAGGUUAUGGGUCUGCUACUGUUUUGCCUGAGCAAGGCUUAUAUCUAGCAGCGUCUGUAUACCGGCCCGUCGUUCAGUUUACAGAUAAGGUUGCUUCAAUGCUGCCAAAAAAGUAUUCACAACUCGGAAACGAUGGAUUGCUAGCAUUUAUGGAGAACUUUAUAAAGGACCACUUUCUUCCAACUAUGUUUGUGGACUACCGGAAGGGUGUUCAGCAAGCCAUAUCAAGUCCUGCUGCAUUUCGCCCAAGGGCACACACUGCUACUGCUUAUACUUCUUCAAUUGAGAAGGGUCGACCUGUAUUGCAGGGACUUUUGGCAAUAGAUUUCUUGGCAAAAGAGGUUCUUGGUUGGGCCCAAGCAAUGCCAAAAUUUUCUAGUGACGUUGUGAAAUAUGUGCAAACUUUCCUUGAACGAACAUAUGAAAGAUGCCGGACAUCAUACAUGGAGGCAGUUCUUGAGAAGCAGAGCUACAUGUUGAUUGGAAGGCACGAUAUUGAGAAAUUGAUGCGACUUGAUCCAGCAAGCUCACGUUUGCCUAAUUCACUUGGUCAGUCAGAUAUGGUGAAUGAUGCAUCAGAUGCUGAAUCUUCUGAGAUUGAAUUGGAACUGAGUGAGUUGUUCUUGAAUUUGCGGCCUAUCAAGCAGGAAAAUCUAAUUCGCGAUGAUAACAAACUAAUUUUGCUAGCAUCCCUUAGUGAUUCAUUGGAAUAUGUUGCAGAUUCAAUUCAAAGGCUUGAGCAAACAACCCUAAUAACAUCAAAUAAGGGCAAGAAUCUUGCAGCAUUUGCAGAAGACUAUAGAAAACUGGCAAUUGACUGCCUGAAGGUUUUGCGUGUAGAGAUGCAGUUGGAAACUAUUUUCCAUAUGCAGGAAAUGACAAACAGAGAGUACUUGGAAGACCAAGAUGCAGAAGAACCAGAUGACUUCAUCAUUUCACUCACUGCACAGAUAACACGUAGAGAUGAGGAAAUGGCACCUUUUGUUGCACCGAUAAAGCGAACUUACAUAUUUGGUGGAAUUUGCAGUAUUGCUGCAAGUGCAUCUAUCAAGGCUUUGGCUGACAUGAAAUCAAUUAACCUUUUUGGGGUGCAACAGAUAUGUCGAAAUUCAAUUGCAUUAGAACAGGCCCUCGCAGCUAUUCCAUCAAUUGAUAGUGAAUUUGUACAGCAAAGAUUAGAUCAUGUCCGAACCUAUUAUGAACUAUUAAAUAUGCCAUUUGAGGCCUUGCUUGCUUUCAUCACAGAGCAUGAGAACAUGUUUACACCAACAGAGUUCGGGAAUCUUUUAAAGAUCAACGUCCCAGGAAGGGAAAUGCCUGUAGAUGCACAAGACAGAGUAGCGGACAUCUUACCUCUUUAGCUUUUUUUAAUUUUUGAUUUGUAUGUAAAAACGUGGUUCGUCAUGGAUGUGGUGCCAGCGUGAAUAUGUAGGAUUGGUUUCAUUUUCUAGACGGCUUUAAUUAGAUGCAGAAGCCAUUUCCAUGAAAUUCAGCUGCCUAGCACGUGUCGCAAGUGAAUUUUUGCCGUAUAUUGUAGAUGUAAUGAUCUUUUGUUGUCAUUUUUUUGUCUAGUGUGAUUAUCUUUCUUUCGGUUUUGUGAGAGGUUUGGUCAAUGUUGUUGAGAGAUGAUGAUAAUGCGUUGUAAGCUUCUUGCUAUUCCCUUCUAAAUCAUUCUUUCAGAUUCAUGCGAGUGUCAGUUUCUCUCAUGUUUCUAUUUUGGACAAAAA
Molecule: messenger RNA, 3855 nt
Organism: Jatropha curcas
Lineage: Eukaryota; Viridiplantae; Streptophyta; Magnoliopsida; Malpighiales; Euphorbiaceae
Gene: SEC8
Product: subunit of exocyst complex 8
Biological process (GO): exocytosis; Golgi to plasma membrane transport
Cellular component (GO): exocyst
Source: RefSeq, a predicted model, not a curated record